Messenger RNA from Coffea eugenioides, 672 nucleotides. RefSeq lists its product as uncharacterized. Bases 1 to 672 code for a protein of 223 amino acids. Lineage: Eukaryota; Viridiplantae; Streptophyta; Magnoliopsida; Gentianales; Rubiaceae. The transcript has a single exon. The record is from RefSeq and is a predicted model, not a curated record. Gene Ontology annotation, molecular function: nucleic acid binding; zinc ion binding.
AUGUUCAGAAUCACUUCUCAAUUACCAUUAUGUGGCGAAAAAGUCACUGAUAAAGAUAUGUUAGAGAAAACAUUUUCUACUUUUCAUGUCUCUAACAUGCUCCUGCAGCAGCAAUAUCGAGAGAAAGGAUUUAAAAAAUAUUCUAUCGCAUGUCUUCUCUUGGCUGAACAAAAUAAUGAAUUAUUGCUGAAAAAUCAUGAGUCCCGACCAACUGGUGUGAGUCCAUUCCCCGAAGCGAAUGCGACCCAAUUUCAAAAUUUUGGUCGAAGUUGUGGAGGUGGUCGUAGAGGUGGCCAUGGAGGAGGCCGUGGCCGUGGACGUGAUCGUAGUAAAUUUGUGCCCCGUGAAAAUUAUAACCGGGGCAAACAACAAAAUAUUUCUCAAAAGAGGGAAAAUAACUACGAUCAGAAAAAUGGAGAAAAAAAAAUUUAUGAAGAAAAAUGCUACCGGUGUGGUAUGGAAGGUCAUUGGUCCCGUACCUGUCGUACGGCUAAACAUCUUGUUAACCUCUAUCAAGCAUCAUUGAACAAGAAAGACAAAGGCGUUGAGACAAAUUUCAUUGAUCAAAAGAAUGACUAUGAUGAUGGUGAUGAUGCUGAUAUGACACACCUUGAUGUAGCCGAUUUUUUUGAGCAUCCUGAAGAUGUCAACAAAUAUCUCAUGAUUAUUUAG